Ruditapes philippinarum (Manila clam) is the source of this 1533-nucleotide messenger RNA. RefSeq lists its product as uncharacterized. Lineage: Eukaryota; Metazoa; Mollusca; Bivalvia; Venerida; Veneridae. The record is from RefSeq and is a predicted model, not a curated record. Bases 1 to 1533 code for a protein of 510 amino acids. The transcript has 4 exons.
AUGGGGAUUUACGUCGAGCAUGCUGGAGAAGUUGAGUCAAGCACAAAAGUUAAUGAUCUAAAUGAUGCUGGAACAGUCACUCAUGAUGAUUUAGAUUUUGAUCAGGGUACUUCUAGAGACCAAACAACAGUUAGCACCCCUAACUUACCCAAUGACCCUCAACCUCAAGGAUGCCAACAUGGGAGGAAACAAAGUACUGUAAUAAUUACUGGACCUAGUUUUGCAAAAUUAGAAAAUAGUCAUGAUGUUGGCCAUGAAAAAGAGUCAUUUGCAGUUGUUGGUGGGAAUGAAAUACAAAGUUCAGAUAUAGAGCAAGAACAGUCUGAAAAUCACGGUGGUAUUCUCACUACAUGUGAAAAUAAAGUUGAAAACUUUGUAUCAAAUUGUAACAAUGAUAUAGCAAGAGCUAAAUCCAAAGAUUUUAAGCAAAGUGUUGAAACAGAUAAACAUCAUAUGAUUGUAAUGGACAUUGUUGAAGAUACAGAUCAACUUAAAGAUGCAGGAGGUUUCAAGAAAGAAGAAAAUGUAUGCAACUUGCUAACUCAUUUACAUAACACAGAACCAGAUAAAGACGAUGAUGACAUUUUUGAGGAGGUUGAAUUGACAGCAAUUAUAGAUAGCAUUAACAUGAAGGAUAUGUCAGGAAAUGACUCAGACUCUUUGAUUGAAAUUGAUAUCCCAAUACCAACCAGUAAAACAUCUACAAUAAAUGCAGUCCAACAAGAUGCUACUGUCAUACCUGGACAGACCAUUCCACUGACCAAGACAAACGAACUGGAAAAAUAUGAGACCAGUGACAAUGAUGACCAAGAUGACAUGGCAGAUAAAGACUAUAUUCCAGGCACUUCUAGCGAGUCAGAGAGUGAAGGAAGUGAUAUAUCUGAUGUUAUUGAAGUCCAGCGAACUUGUGAGAAAGAGGAUGAUAAUAGAAAACCUGAAACUGAAAAAGAAAAAAGUAGCGAUAGAAAUAAAGACAUAUAUGUUUCAGUUAGUACAAAAUACAAAGACGGGUCAAGAAAAUGGGACAAAAGGCAUAUGUGUGUAUACUGUAAGAAAACUUAUCCAGGAAAGCUCCCUAGACACUUUGAGUCGAUGCAUAAAAAUGAACUUGCUGUACAGAGAGCUUUAGCAUAUGAUAAAGGUUCAAAAAACAGAAAGAGGGCAUGGAAAGAGAUCACUAAUCAAGGAGACUUUGAAAACAACUUGAAAGUUUAUGAAGCUGGAGUUGGGGAAAUAAUCCCUUGUAAACGUCCUCGAAUUGUUACUAAAGGAACUCAGUUUGUACAGUGCAAGGAAUGCAAAGGAACAUACAUGCGGUCCAGUCUUUGGCGCCAUGUAAAAUCAGCCCACCCUGAAAAGAAGGGAAGAAAUCACCAAGUAGACAGUGCUUCAUCUGUUUCUGCUAUUGCUAAUCAAGGAUUUAGAGAAAAGAUAUUAGAUAAGAUGACAAAUGAUACAGUUUCCAUUGUUGCCCGUACAGAUAAUGACAUUGUGACUUUUGGACAAAGGCAGUUCAUUAAACAUGCCCGGUAA